Messenger RNA from Nicotiana attenuata, 726 nucleotides. RefSeq lists its product as uncharacterized. The record is from RefSeq and is a predicted model, not a curated record. The coding region runs from base 1 to 726 and encodes 241 amino acids. The transcript has 3 exons. NCBI's taxonomy places the organism in Eukaryota, Viridiplantae, Streptophyta, Magnoliopsida, Solanales, Solanaceae.
AUGGCAAUGAUAAGAGGGAGUCCUAGUGAUUCAUAUAAGGAGUUGCCGAAGUCUCCAGGAACGGUUACAAAGUUGCACAAAUCAGAAGAUGGAUGCUUUCUUUAUGCAUAUGUUUCGCUAUAUGCAUCUAUCAAGGGCUGGGAGCAUUGCAGACCGAUAAUGGUUGUUGAUGGAAGUUUCCUUAAAGCAGCAUAUAAGGUUGGAAAAAUCCUUCCACUUGCAUAUGCAAUUGUAGAUUCAGAGAAUAACAAAUCUUGGGAGUGGUUCUUUGUCCAGAUAAAGGGUACUUUUGGAGUUAGGGAAGGGAUGUGUAUAGUUUCAGAUAGAAAUGAAAGCAUCUUCAAUGCCACAAAAGCUGUGUACCCAGAAGUACCACAUUGUAUUUGCAUGUUUCACUUGUGGCAGAAUGUAAAGCGCACAUUCAAGAAACAUCACAAACAAUUGAAGGAUAUCUUCUUUGCUUUGGCUAGAGCUUACACGAUAGAGAAGUUUGAGUACCAUAUGAUAGAGAUGUGCAGGAUUGAUCCGAGAGUGCAGCCUUACUUGUUCGAAAUUGGAUACGAAAGGUGGUCUAGGGCAUAUUCCAAAGUGAAAAGGUCGAUGGUAAUGACUUCCAAUAUUGUAGAGUCAAUUAAUGCAGCAAACAAGGAUGCUAGAGAGUUACCAGUAAUGCGAUUGCUGGAGUACAUGACAAAUUUGCUACAACAGUGGAACAAUCAAAAAUAA